AUGAAUGAUCAACAGAAUAAUAAAGAAUUAAUCGAACGCCAUAGUCGUGAUGAUCUGGUAACACGGGAAGAAUGUGAACAAAUAUUGGAGAAAAUACUGAAAGAACAGGGCGACAUCAAGGGUGUGCUAAAGGAAUAUGAAAUUGUUCCUGAAUUAAGUACUAUCGGAUAUUUGGGAGAAUAUUUUCAUCUACAUUUGAAAUAUCAAAAGGAGGGGGACAAUGAUUUCACUCACAUUCGACUAUUUGUAAAAACCAAACCAUAUCAGAACCCUGAUAUGUCAGAUUUUAUUGAACGUUCCGGCAUGCUGAAAAAGGAGGCUACCCUAUACCAAAGACUACUAAAUGAGCUUAAGAAGCUGACUCCCAAUAUUUGGUGUGCCCAGUGUUAUCUAGUGAAGCCCGAUCUCUUUGUCAUGCAAAACAUAGUUGACUUGGGUUAUGAACCCAUGAAAGAUUCUUCUGUGUUCCUAAAUAAACCACAAAUCUGCUCCAUACUGAAGGGUCUGGCCAGUAUGCAUGCCUGCAGUGUGGGCUAUGAACAAAAGAACAAAAUUAAAAUUGGUGAGGAACUAAAGGAUGUGCUCUAUGAGGUGACAGUUAAUCCCAAAGUUGUGUGGUAUACGGCGGGUAUAAAGGCAACCUUGGCUGUGACCCUUAAGCACCCGAACUACCAAACCGAACCUUUACAGGAGUUCAUUAAAAAUCGUCUACCCUCAAUUUUGGAUACAGUCUACGAUAUGGUUAAUCCCUCCUCUAAAUAUUACAAUGUCUUUUGUCAUCGUGAUGUCUGGGGUGGCAAUGUUUUCUUUGCCAAAGAGAAUCCCUAUGAAAAGGGAGCAGCAUUUGUAGAUUUCCAGCUAUGUCGUUAUUCUCCAGCAGCCAUAGAUGUCCUUAUGACCCUCUAUAUGAACAUUAAACCUUCGGAACGUAAACAAAUUGAAAGAGAAUGCUACGCGGUAUAUUAUCAACAAUUUCAGGAAGAAUUAUCCAAAAUGUCCUUGAAGGCCAGCGAUUUUAUGACCUAUGAAGAAUUUGAGAAGUCUUUGAAAGAUUUGGCAUUAUUUGGAGCGCUGUAUAAUUGUAUAGCGGCAACAAUUUUACGUGUUCCCGGAGAUUAUUUGCGGGAUAUGAAACUAAAUCGCCCAGAUGAUUUUCAUCGUUAUACAAAUGUCGAUAGGACAGAUGAAGUAUUGGAAUUGGUCAAAAUUGAUGCAGAUUUUCGGGAAUAUAUGCUGGAAUGUAUUGAUGAUAUGAUGGAGUUGGUUUUAAAUGAAUAUUUU
Molecule: messenger RNA, 1281 nt
Organism: Musca vetustissima
Lineage: Eukaryota; Metazoa; Arthropoda; Insecta; Diptera; Muscidae
Exons: 4
Source: RefSeq, a predicted model, not a curated record